GUACCUAAUUUAAACAGUUUCUGUUACUGUAAGAAUAUUUUAAAUAAUGAGUACAUCAGUAGAAGAUUUGUAUUUACAUUUCAGGACAUUUAAAUAUACUCAAAUUCGUAUAAUUUAAUGAAUAACAUAUGUCAUCACCUUCUGUAAAUUACAUUCUUUAGAAAAUUACAUUAAUUCCACGGAUGAAUCUGUCUGUAGGGAUGAAUUUUUUGCUUAGGCUUUUCGUGCUGAACAUUAUCCAUGUAGUUUUUUUUAAAUUUUAAGUACUUUUACGUCUUUUAUGCACUCACGUCUAUGGUGAUGGCAAUGAUGGGACACGAAAUCCCUCAGGAGUGACCGUGACCGUUUAUGUCGCAUAUACCGUUAUGAUGUUAUAACCUUGAUGAACUAAUCACUUUCAAUCGUUUAUCAAAGUUCAAUCGUUCAUAAGAAAGUAUAUAGUAAACAAAUUUGCAUGAUCGUCUUCCGAUGCUACCUCAGAUUGUUGCAAUGAAGGAGCUGAAUGAAAUCAUUGCUGCUUGUGGUAAGAAGCGUACCGUUCGCAGGGAACAGAUCGAACAUCUGCAUGAAUUACAGUCCAUAGCCGACACUCACAAUCUUGGCCCAGCAGUAGCUGUGAAGAUCAAAUUUUCUAUAGUAUCAUCGAUCUUUGAUUACAAUCCGAAAGAGUCGGACGCGAUGAAGCCCGAGUAUUGGUCGAAGAUAUUGGAGUGUAUCACGGAGAUGCUCGAAAUGUUAUUAAGCACGAAGGACAUCAUCAUUGCUAAGGUUGUGUCCGAGAAGGAAGAGGAGUACGAAAUGCCUCCGUACAAGAUACACGGUUGUAUUUUGACAUUGGUGGAACGUUUGGAUGAAGAGUUCAUCAAACAGUUGAAAGAAUGCGACCCACACAGUAACGAGUAUGUGGAGAGGUUGAAGGAUGAGAAACAGGUGUCCGCUAUAAUAGACAAAGUUCACGAAUAUCUGGAGAGGCAGGGAACCGUCUCCGAACUUUGUCGCGUGAACUUGCAUAAAAUCGAGCAUCUGUAUUACAAGUUUGAUCCGAACGUCCUCAAACAAAAAGAGGGAGAGCUUGGUUCGGACGUCGAAACAUCCGUGCAAGUCAUGGAGAAGCUUUGUAAAUACGUAUAUGCUCACGACGGCGCGGACAGGCUCAGAACCCGUGCGAUCCUCUCGCACAUCUAUCACCACGCCCUUCACGACAACUGGUUACAAGCGCGCGAUCUGAUUCUGAUGUCCCACUUGCAAGAAACUAUCCAGCAUUUUGAUCUGGCCACGCAAAUUUUAUACAACAGGACGAUCGCCCAGCUGGGCUUGUGCGCAUUCCGCCACGCGAAUAUCAAAAAUGCCCAUAACUGUUUGGUCAAUUUGAUGGUCACUGGUAAGGUGAAGGAGCUGCUGGCGCAAGGCCUGCUGCCUCAGAAGCAACACGAGCGCAGCAAAAAGCAGGAGACGAUCGAGGAACAGAGGCCUUUCCACAUGCACAUCAACCUGGAGCUUUUGGAAUGCGUUUACCUGGUAUCCGCGAUGCUCAUUGAGAUCCCGUACAUAGCCGCGCACGAGUUCGACGCGAGGAAAAGAAUGAUAUCUAAGAUUUUCUACCAGCAGCUGCGAUCCAGCGAACGUCAGUCGUUGGUAGGGCCACCGGAGUCGAUGAGAGAUUACGUGGCCGCCGCUGCAAAGGCGAUGCGUAACGGGAACUGGCUGGCUUGCAAUAAUUUCAUUAUCAAUGAGAAGAUGAACGCCAAAGUCUGGGAUCUCUUCUACCAGGCGGGCAAGGUUCGCGACAUGCUCACAAGACUGAUCAAACAGGAAGCGUUGAGAACGUAUCUGUUCACUUAUUCUCACGUGUACGACUCGAUCUCCUUGUCGAAACUGGCGGAGAUGUUCCAGCUGAAACAACCCAUUGUACAUUCCAUCAUAAGCAAAAUGAUCAUAAACGAGGAGCUGAUGGCGUCGCUGGACGACCCGAUGGAGACCGUCAUGAUGCAUCGCAGCGAGCCCAAUCGACUCCAAUCUUUGGCGCUCCAGCUCACCGACGAGGUAAACAACCUCGUCGAUUCCGACGAACUCAUCUUCGAAAUGAAGCAAGGAAACUUCUCGAGAAGGAACCAAAGACACUUCCGCAACAGACGAAACUACAAUCGGCAGAAUCGACCGCGACAGAUUUCGUAAUAGGGAAGACAAUCGAAAUCAUUGAAUCAUGAACUAAACUGAAUAUUAUUUACGUGGGUGUAAAUAAUGUUGGAAAUAACAGUAUAUAAGAUAAUCGUAU
Messenger RNA from Ceratina calcarata, 2275 nucleotides. RefSeq names its product eukaryotic translation initiation factor 3 subunit C-like. Gene Ontology annotation, biological process: translational initiation. Lineage: Eukaryota; Metazoa; Arthropoda; Insecta; Hymenoptera; Apidae. The transcript has 3 exons. The record is from RefSeq and is a predicted model, not a curated record. Bases 469 to 2175 code for a protein of 568 amino acids. Gene Ontology annotation, cellular component: eukaryotic translation initiation factor 3 complex. Gene Ontology annotation, molecular function: RNA binding; translation initiation factor activity; translation initiation factor binding.